This is a messenger RNA of Periophthalmus magnuspinnatus, 2794 nucleotides long. RefSeq names its product zinc finger protein 451 (gene znf451). Gene Ontology annotation, cellular component: nucleus. The record is from RefSeq and is a predicted model, not a curated record. Bases 65 to 2698 code for a protein of 877 amino acids. Gene Ontology annotation, biological process: regulation of transcription by RNA polymerase II. NCBI's taxonomy places the organism in Eukaryota, Metazoa, Chordata, Actinopteri, Gobiiformes, Gobiidae. Gene Ontology annotation, molecular function: DNA-binding transcription factor activity, RNA polymerase II-specific; sequence-specific DNA binding. The transcript has 13 exons.
AAAAACAAAAAAAAAACAACUCACACGAAGCAAAGACUAUCAAGAAAUCAAUCAGAGGACAUAGAUGAUGUCGUCUCCAGCUGAAGCAGAGGAUGAUGACAUGGAGGAAGUGGAGUUUGUAUCUGAAGGACCUUUAAGACCAGUACAAGAAUGUAUUGAUCUUCUAAGUGACAGUGAAGAUGACCAAGGUUCGCCAAUGUUGGUCACGCUUGAUGAUGAAAUAAGCCGUCACAAAGAUCAUGUGGCAUCCACAUUGGACAAACUUGCACAGCAGGUUGCACUGGAAAAAGAAGAGAGAGCAAAUAAAUGUAGAGCUUUUAAGGAAAAGCAGAUUUUACAGAGAGCUCACGGGCAGCGGGAGCUUGCUUUUAGUUCAUCAAAUGGAAUGAGUCAAGAGGCCAAGCGGUGCGUCGACAUGUGGCUGAAAAUGCCAGGUGCAAAACCCGGAGUGAUUGGUGCUGAUUUUAGAAGGAGACAAAUGUCUGCUCCCUUCCCAAGAAUAAAUCCAACAAAACAGACUUGUCCUGUGAUCAACUGUGGGAGAACCUAUGAAAAUCCAUCCCUGCUCGAUGGUCACUUAAAGAGGUUUGACCAUUCACCUUGUGACCCAACUAUUCAUCUAAAAGGGAAUUCUUCUGAAAUAUUUGCCUGUGUGUCCUGUGGUCAACAUUUUCAAACUGAUGAAGCAUGGAGAAAACACAUGGAGUCUAAGAUUGCCUCAGAAAAUCCCGAUGGUCACCGCCUCAGUCAGACAUAUCAACGCAUUGUGUGUUUUGCUUGUCCUGCCUGUUAUCUCCUCUUCCAUGUCCGGGAUGAGUGUCUCCAGCACAUGUCAGCUAAAAAUCACUUCACAGAAUCCCUUGUGAUGAGUGAACCAAGAGGGAGGGCUGUGCCUGUUCCUGUUCCUCAGUAUGCCAGGAAUCGUCUGAUUGCUUUGUGCAAGGACACAACUUUCAAUGUACGAUGCUCUUUAUGUCACAAAGUACUAGUCUCACACCAAGUUGCCCAGGCUCAUUUUAACGUGCAUUGCAGACAGGGCUGUGCUGUGGCCAAAGCUGACAACACAAUAGUAGAGAUAGUCAAACAGCUGCAGGUGAAGGGCCAGUGCUCUGUGUGCUGUAAGAUCUUCCUGAGCCGUCAUGAAAUGCAGAAACACCAUGAGCUAACACAGCACAAUGUAGAGCUCAUCCACACUAUGGAAAAAGCACUUCUAGAGUUCAGCAGGUUUCAUGAACUUCAACAAAAGCAGAGAAUUAAAGAUAAGAAGCAGAAAAGGAAGUCUGAACAUCCUGCACAUUUUCAGAAGAAACAUCGAGCGACUGACUUUGAUGAGUUCCCCACUAAAAGGCAGCGUCUCAGCCCGGUGGAGAACGGUUGCCCCAGCAGACCCUCCACUGUAGCUUUUUUCUGUGAGUGUGGCCUACAGUUCUUUGAAGAAACCAAUGCCUCCAAGCAUCUUUUGGCUGUGAACCAGAUCUUCCAUCAGUGUGGAGUUUGUGGUAAGCACAUGGGCGAAUCCUCCAUUGCUCGUCUGCACAUGAGUCGCUUUCAUGGAGGAGCACAUCUCUCUAACAUCGUCUACUUUUGUCGGAGGUGUAAUGUGGAAAUGCCUCGACAGGAAGAUAUUCUGUCACACGUGUCAGAGGCCCAUAUUGGACACACGUAUUACACGGAGAAAGAAGUGCCCAAAGAGGACCUCACAGUGGAUGAUGCCAAACCAUCCACCAGCAGCUUUAAACCUGUGCUUCAACAGAACACAGAACUGGCCAAAGCCACCCCCAAACCAAAGAGCUGGAUGUGCAGGAUGUGUGAGGACAUCUUUGAUUCAGAGGCAGCAGUUCAGAAGCACUGCAGUGACGUGAAUGCACACAGCUUUCAGAGGUUCAUCUGUGGCCAUUGUCCUCAGAAGUUUUUCAAAGAUUCCACAGUGCGCAGACACUGUGUGAAUGAACAUAAUGGAGACAUACAGAGCUCCCACUUCUGUGGCCUGUGUGACAGCAUGCACUUUGAGUCUGAAGGAGAGUUCCUGGAGCACUAUAAACACCUCCAUAGCCGUGAUUACUACUGUAUGGAUGACAAUGAUGUGGUUCAGCCUAGUGUCCCUAGUGCGAGCACAUCUGUAGACAACUGCCCGUGCAUGGGCUCUGAGACCCGCACAGAUGACAUGAAAACUGCUUAUACUCAGUGCAUGAGAAGUUUGGCUGCAGAGGGAAAAUGCCAGUAUGUGUGUAACCCAUGUGGUGUAGGAUAUUCUGCCUAUGCACAUAUUAAGACACAUGUCCACACAACACACACUGCCUUGAAGCUUCCCAAAACUUUUGACAUAGAGUGUAAAGUUUGUCCAGAGAGAUUUCUGGAUAUACCAACUUUCCAUAAACACCAUCACAACCAGCACUGCUCAUAUGAGCCCUGCAGGAGCUCCAGGAUGUGCUCAAGCCCAGUUAAGACGGAACCCAAUGCUGUGAAAGUGCUUGAUGCAGUGGAAAUUAAACCAGAGAGCAGUGACAUUGGUGAUGAAACACUUGCUUUGAUGGAAAUAAACAAGCAAGACAAAGAAUCCAGUGAAAAUGUGGCAGAUGAAUCUGAUGAAGAGCUGAACCGCACUUUGACUUUAAGCAUUGAGGAAGCCAGACAGGAAGAGGCCAGGGAAUCAGCCGAGUUUGAAGAGGCCCUUCAAAGAAGUAUGCUUGACUUCUAAAUUGACUAAUGAUGGUUGAUUUAAAUAUUCACAUGUUCAAGUGUUCUAUCACAGUUGUGUUUGGAAAGUGUUCAAUAAAUGUAUUAUGUUUUAAUA